Messenger RNA from Nicotiana tabacum (common tobacco), 1239 nucleotides. RefSeq lists its product as uncharacterized. Gene Ontology annotation, molecular function: RNA-DNA hybrid ribonuclease activity; nucleic acid binding. Lineage: Eukaryota; Viridiplantae; Streptophyta; Magnoliopsida; Solanales; Solanaceae. The record is from RefSeq and is a predicted model, not a curated record.
AUGUCGGCAUACACCACACAUCUGAUAUCUCGGCUCAACCCGCUCAAGUAUAUUUUGCAGAAGCUGAUGCCUAUCAGAAAGCUAGCUAAAUGGAAAAUUCUCUUCAACGAAUUUGAUAUUGUGUACAUAACCCAAAAGGCUAUCAAAGGACAAGCUUUAGUCGACCACCUCGCAGAAAAUCCGGGUGAUGGGGAUUACGAGCCACUUACUACAUAUUUUUCUGAUGAAGAAGUGUUAUUUGCUGGAGAAGAUAUUGCAGAAUCGUACCCUGGGUGGAGAAUAUUUCUAGAUGGAGCAACAAACUUCAAAGGAGUCGGAAUUUGGGCAGUCCUGAUUUAUGAAUCUGGACAACAUUAUCCAGCAUCGGCAAAGAUAAGAUUCCAUUGUACCAAUAAUAUGGCUGAAUACGAAGAAUGCAUCCUUGGGAUCAGAAUGGCAGUCGACAUGAACGUCAAAGAGCUUUUGGUCAUAGAAGAUUCCGAUUCGUUGAUACACCAAGUCCAAGGGGAAUUGUCCACCAAGAAUGUCAAGAUACUUCCAUACCUGCACUAUGUGAAAGAGUUGUGCAAGAAGUUAACAAAGAUUGAGUUCAAGCACGUCCCCAGGAUUGAGAACGAGUUCGCCAAUGCCCUUACAACCCUAUCAUCUAUGAUCCAGCAUCCAAACAAGAACUACAUCGACCCUAUUGAGGUGGAGAUCAGAGAUCAACACGCCUAUUGCUUCCAUGUAGAUGAAAAUCCAGAUGGGAAACCAUGGUAUCACGGCAUCAAGAAAUUCCUUUCAACUAGAGAAUACCCGGAGGAUGCUACUAAUGGUCAAAAGCGAGCCCUCAGGAGGAUGGCAAACCAUGUUUUCCUCAACGGGGAAGUCCUGUACAGGAGGACCCUAGACUUAGGUUUGUUGAGAUGUGUAGACGCCGCUGAAGCAACCAGACUAUUGGAGGAAAUACAUGCACGAACAUGUAGACCUCACAUGAACGGGUUCACAUUAGCCAAGAAGAUCUUGAGAGCUAGAUACAUUUGGAUGACUAUGGAAAGCGACAGUAUCUGCUACGUGCAGAAGUUUCACCUAUGCCAGAUUCACGAGGAUUUUAUCCGGGUUCCACCAAAUGAGUCAAACGUAAUGGGUUCACCCUGGCUAUUCGCCGCUUGGGGCAUGGACAUGAUUGGACCCAUAGAGCCUGCCGCAUCAAAUGGACAUCGCUUUAUCUUGGUAGCUAUCGACUAUUUCACUAAAUAG